AUAAGUUGGGUCCGACCGUUACAAAAUAAAGACUAAAAAACAGAGUGAAGCUCUUUCGACGGUUGGAGGUUCUGCAAUGGCGUCCAUAUCUCUUUCCUUAGCCACAAUAUCUUCUUCAAAAGCUUUGCUUUCUCACCAAAAGACAUCUUCCAUUGCCAGCCUCAAACCCCAUGAUAAGACCUUAUCACAUUCUAUAUUGGGUACCAGUCUAAUAAGACCAACAACAUUGACCACAACCAGAGGAAAAGCCUCUUCUCCUACAACUAAGAUCACUUGCUUAGCUUCUUCUUCUUCUUCUUCACCUCUUCCCUCUGCCCUUUUAUUUGACUGUGAUGGAGUCCUUGUUGACACUGAGAAAGAUGGCCACCGUAUUUCUUUCAAUGACACUUUCAAUGAGAAAGGAUUGGGUGUUACUUGGGAUGUUGAUUUGUAUGGAGAGCUGCUCAAGAUUGGAGGUGGGAAAGAGAGAAUGACUGCCUACUUCAACAAGACAGGUUGGCCAGAAAAAGCUCCCAAGAGUGAAGAAGAGAGAAAGGAAUUCAUUGCUUCACUUCACAAGAGAAAGACCGAGUUGUUCAUGGCCCUUAUUGAGAAAAAACUACUGCCUCUUCGACCCGGCGUAGCUAAGCUGGUUGAUCAAGCUUUUGCAGAAGGUGUCAAAGUUGCUGUAUGCAGCACAUCUAAUGAAAAGGCGGUCUCUGCAAUAGUAAGUUUCUUACUCGGACCAGAGAGAGCAGAGAAGAUCAAGAUAUUUGCUGGAGAUGUUGUCCCUCGCAAGAAGCCUGAUCCUGCUAUUUAUAAUCUGGCAGCCAUCACCCUAGGUGUUGAUCCUUCAAGCUGUGUUGUGGUGGAGGACAGUGCCAUAGGCCUUGCUGCUGCCAAAGCUGCUGGAAUGACAUGCAUAGUAACUAAAAGCGGAUACACAGCAGAUGAAGACUUUUUAAAUGCUGAUGCAGUUUUUGACUGCAUUGGUGAUCCUCCUGAAGAGAGAUUUGACUUGGCAUUUUGCAAAAGCCUUCUUGAGAAGCAGUAUGUCAGCUAGACUAUAUAUAUAUAUAUGUUCAUUAAUUUGCUUAUAAUACAAUAGUUUUCUUAUGAAUUUUUUUUUGGGGGUAUUAAUUAAAUAAUGCAUAAUUAAGGUUGUAAUCAUGAGCUGAGGUGUCUUGUCUAUAUAUAUUGUGUAUGGAUGUAAUAAAAGCUAGGUUGAUUAUGAGAAUGCUUCACCAACUAUGCAAAAAUUCUCAUUGUGCAUUGUAUUUUGUAUAUUUGUAUAUGCUUUAACCAAAUCUUGUUUCUGUCUUAAAA
Molecule: messenger RNA, 1305 nt
Organism: Cannabis sativa
Lineage: Eukaryota; Viridiplantae; Streptophyta; Magnoliopsida; Rosales; Cannabaceae
Product: CBBY-like protein
Exons: 8
Coding region: 77-1042 (321 amino acids)
Molecular function (GO): hydrolase activity
Source: RefSeq, a predicted model, not a curated record